This is a messenger RNA of Aspergillus steynii IBT 23096, 1804 nucleotides long. Its product is annotated as WD40 repeat domain-containing protein. The record is from RefSeq and is a predicted model, not a curated record. Bases 187 to 1725 code for a protein of 512 amino acids. The transcript has a single exon. Gene Ontology annotation, molecular function: protein binding. NCBI's taxonomy places the organism in Eukaryota, Fungi, Ascomycota, Eurotiomycetes, Eurotiales, Aspergillaceae.
AUUCUUGCUCAGCAACGCCCCAUUCUGCAGCUUUAGAUUCUAGUCGCUGCUAGAAAUUUCUCAUUUGAAUUUCCUGGGCGAUUCAAAGGCGCUCAAAUUUCCCUAAGAGCAUCAUUUAUCUCAUCAUACCUACGCUCCCAUCCCAUUCUAUAUUUUCCGCCUACCCCUCCGACCACUACCCACAUCAUGUCUUCGCAAGACCCCCAUCGCGAGCACGACGAAGAUGCUUUCGUCGAUGCUGAUGAAGCGGACGAAGUCAUUAACCGCGAUGAAGACCAUCCAAUGGAGUCCGAUCCCGAGGAUGAGGACCAGAUGAUGCAGGAGAUUUUUCUCCAGAACGAUUCCGCCGCCCACUUUGAUCACCACCAGGAUUCGGUCUUCUGCAUUGCGCAACACCCUAUUCACAACUCGAUUGUCAUCACAGGCUCGGGCGACGACACUGCCUACCUUCUCGACUCGACACCCCAGACCGAGCGACCCGUCCUCCCCCAGAGUUACGAGUCCAACCCGCAGCCGAGAAAGGAGCGCGAGUCUCUGCAGCCGAUCCUCAAGCUUGACGGACACACGGACACCGUCAACGCAGUCGCCUUCACUGAGCCGAAGGGAGAAUACGUUGUCACGGCGGGUCUGGAUGGUAAACUCCGCGCCUGGCGCGAUACCUCUCCUCAGCUGACCGGGCUGGCGUGGCAAUUCGUCGCGGAGUCCCAGGAAGUGGAAGAGAUCAACUGGGUCGCUGUUUGCCCGUGCGAGAACGACGAUGAAGAGAAGCGCAAUGUGAUCGCCCUCGGUGCCAACGACGGCAGCGCCUGGGUUCUCCGUAUCGAUCACAAGGAUGCCGCGCAGCCCAUCUCCAUCCUGCAGACUUUCUUCCAGCACACUGGCUCCUGUACCGCUGGUGCCUGGACCCCCGACGGAAACCUCCUCGCCACUGUCUCCGAGGACAGCAGCUUUUACGUGUACGAUGUCUUCGGCGCUGCCGCCGCCGCGGGUGUCUCUUACUCUCCCGGAACGAGUGCCAUCAUCGGACUGACGGCCGAGGACCAGCGUUUCGCCGUUGACGGAGGCUUGUACUCGAUCGCUAUCUCCCCGGGUGGUGGUAUCGCCGCCGUCGGUGGCGCGGAAGGUCACGUCAAGGUGGUCGGUUUGCCGCGUCUUACAGCUCCCGGUACCAACACCUCGUCAAAAGCCAAGGGCAAGCCCGCGGCGCAGCCGGCCUCCGGCGCAUCUGCUUCAGGCACCCUUAUUGCAUCCCUCCAGGCCCAGUCCGACGGCGUCGAGACCCUGUCCUUCUCCGCUCCUCCCUUGACUCUGCUGGCGGCGGGCUCGGUCGAUGGAUCGAUCGCUCUGUUUGACGCCGCUCACCGCUUCGCCGUCCGUCGUCACAUCAGAGACGCACACGAGGGUGCCGUCGUCAAGGUGGAAUUCCUUCGUAAGCGCUCCGCAACCUCCAUCUCUCGCCCUACUGCACCCCCUGCUGCCAACCAGGACCGGCCUUGGCUUCUCACCACCGUCGGUAUGGACGGUAUCGUGAGACGCUGGGACGGUCGCGGUGGAACGGCGGCCACGGCACACGGGUUGCUGUCCGAGUGGAAGGGCCACUUGGGUCUUACCGAGAACGACGACGGAGAGCAGUCGGGUGGUAUCAUGGGCUUUGUUCAGGGAUUCGAUGGCAAGCGCGUCGUUACCGCGGGUGAUGACGGCAUCAGCUUGGUGUUUGAGGAAUAAUUUAAUCGCUAUUUAUAUAGUUAUCAUUUCAACGAGUAUAUAGACGCGCAUGACAAACGAAGACAAAAGUUCAAAUUAC